AUGACGACGUACUUCAUCGCCCAUGUCUUGCUUAUACGCUUCGUUUGUCUCGCGGGGCUCGCGGAUCUCGCUUCAGCAGACGACGGAGACGACUUUGCCAACAACCUCAUAACUGAUCUAGGCCCGAUCCUCGCCCUUUUUGGGGAGCGUGUCACUAUGCAGUUUAUGAGCAGGUCGCUGGGCUGGGCCGAUAACAUCCUUUUAGCAAUGGCACCGCUUGGCAUCAUUACCAUCAUCGUCGCCGCCAUCAGGGUUGGCGGUCAAGGAUGGAUGAAGGCCGUAAUCGGGAGAAGCAGGGAGACGUUGGGAAGCGCCGAGAUGGAGUUAAUGUCUUCAACCUCCCGUGAAGUGUGCGAACUUUGGAACGGCGAGAAUUUGGUUCGGGUCAUGGGAGAGGCCCCGGUUCGGGAGUUUGUCUUCCUUGAAGCAUCAGACCCCAAAAGCGCCAAACUUGUGUCCGCCGAGCUUUCUUCCAUGGCUUGUGAGAAGGGACGCCAGGUUGGGGGGAGAGACUUCCGACUUGUUCAGCCACACAUUUUGGAACCCAUUCCUCUCGAACUUCCAAAACCCAAAGAACUUCCAAAACCCAAAGAUUCCUUCAUCAUAUCCGACACGUCGGACGACGCCCCAAAUAUCGGCCUCAAUAUAUAUGGCCACCGUAAUAAUGGCGAACUCUGGUUUUUGGCUGUGUUUGGCAUCAUCCUCCAAGUCGGAGUCCUCAUGUUCGGAGGGUACACUGCAUACACACCAUCGGAUCGGUUUUUGAGGGAUGGCGCAUCCGCCAGCGCUUACGCUUUCCCAUGCACUGCCGUUGGGUCACUCCUCUUAGUUUCUGGACUGAUUUUGUGUUCUCACGUGGUCGAGUCGAGAACGAAUGAGAAUAGGUACCUCUUGGAGGCCCCGGCGAGGAUUGUGUGGCUCCAGAGAGCGGCAACGGUCAACGACCAAGUCUUCGAUUCGUACGCAUUGUAUAUGGACCAGAAGCCUCUAAAGCUCAUGACAUCUCGACUUGACACGAACCAACAAGCUCGUUCUGACAUUGGUGCAGAUAACGACACCGACGAAAAGCGCAAAUUUCGAGGCACGAUACUGAAGUCUUGGACUCUCCGAGAACUCAAAACCGCAGCGGGGGUCUUAGUCAGUCUUUGCGGCUUCCUCGUUCAGUUCAUAGGCCUUCGUGGCAUGCACUGGACGGUUACAAUUGCUCAGCUUGUGGCGACAAUGGUAAUGACGGCGAUAAGGGUUUGGGUGCGUCGAGAAUCAAGCCCUUCCGUCACGACGGUGCAUUCGAGGCUUUUGGACAAAGGGUUCGAGCUCGACUGGCUUGCUUUGAGCCUGGGAAAUAAGGGGGCUUCCCGGUGGCCGAGCAGGAGUGGAGAUUUUAGGUCUUGGGAUGGACGGGUGGCAACAGCAAAUUGCCGCCAUAAAGAGGCUCACGGAGAGGAACAGGAAGAGGAACAGACAGAGGAACAGAAAGAGGAACGGAAAAAGGAAGAACAAAGACAGCCAGCGCUUGUGAACGAUGAAACUGGUGGUCCCAUUUGGGAUCCCAAGCAAAUCGUGGAAGCCCGAAAAUCCAUGGCAAAUCUAGCUAGAUGGCCUGGGGUUGCGUCUGCCGAGGCAGUGGCGCUCGCCACUGCAAUAGAGCUUACGCUGCAUGCACUGCCGCCUACUAUCCAGGACCAGAACGGCAAGAAUUUCUCCUGGAGAUUGCCAACUCAUAACGGCAGUGGGGAGAUUGAAAUAAUGGCCACAAGGGUAGGGUCGCAGUGGACCAUGUUGACUGAUGGCCUUGACGCCGUGCUAUCGUUAUGGCUUUAUUCUGUCAAUAACCAGGAAAAGAAUUAUGGAUCAAAAGGACGGGGAUUAAGUUCGGGAAGACCAGACGCCUGGACGCCGGCUAUGGCAGGCUCUCUCAAGCCCUCUCUCGUCCUUUUGGGCCUAGACUCCAGUGAACUACGCCAUGGCAUCGAACGGUGGAUCCCUCGUGGUCCAAAGUAUAUCCGUGUUAAACCUAAGAUUAGGCGCGCAGCGGAUAGGGUUUCUCUAGAAGGUGAGCCCGCCGAAGAGGAGGCUGACUCGCCCAAUGGCACGUUGCAUGUACAGGCACACCGGGUUGUCGGGUGUGGGCUCGGGGCUCCGGAUACCGAUACAUACCACCGACUAGAUUAUGCCGGGAAGCCCAACAGUUCUCAGCUUCUCGCACUAGAGUCACAGAUGCAAUUAAAUGUCCUCUACGCACAGGACAUAUUCUCGGCAUUCAUGUGGCACCUGGCUAGUCAUACCCCACUCCUAUCGGGCUGCGAAGGGUGGAAUGCCGAUACGGGCUUUCCAAUGAGAGCUGGACGUGACACAGACGUCAUGUUUCGGACCCCUGUUCUCUCUAGCUUGGCCCAGGACCUCCAACGAAGUGGUCUGUUCAAUAUCGAACAAGCCUACCAGAAUAUCAUCCCGCCCCUCUCUGUGAAACGGAGACUCCCCCAAGGGGAGACCCUGACUACGGAAGUAUGGAAAAGUGCAAUGGAAGCCCAUAGAUCGGGCCGUUAUGACGACGCUGCUAUCCUCGUGCAAUGGAUUCUAGAUAUCGCUGGUCUCUUCCCUGAAGUCAGUGCCGUUGCCAUCCAUGCCAUGGCCGCGGCGAGAAUCUAUUACCACGAACUUGUUUUCGCCAAUUACGCAAUGCGCUUCGUAUACAAUCAGAAUCGGCACGCAUUAUAUCCGAUCCCUUGUCCUAAAAAACUUCGCAUUAUCGCUCUCAGUGAGACGCUUCAGCGUCGUCACGACAGCAAGACCCAUCACACCCUUACAACGCUGAGAUCAUGGCAAUCGCCCCCAAAACACGAUGAUGGCGAAGCUUCGGGCAGAAAAAGCAUGUCUGAUGUGGAACGAGUGGCGUGCCAAUAUAGCGAACUACACGCCGCCGUUGUGAGUAAUUCUCCAGAGGGAGCCCGAGCCAUCACCCGCCGGGCACCAGCUUCCCUUAAUCGGGCAGAUAUUGUUGGGUGGACACCGCUUCAUUACGCGGCUGCAUUAGUAUCUGCCGACGAAGAUGCAUUCUUUGAGUCAGCUAUCCAAAUUGUUGAGAAAGAGAACAGGCUGGAACCAGUUUCCAAAAGGUCAAUUUCCGCCCAAGACCUGCGGGGGUGGACACCAUUGCAUUAUGCCGCUCAAAAUCCCAAUGGAGAGGGUGUGACAGACUUUUUGCUCGAGUAUGGGGCGGACCAUGCAUGUACGGGAUACGACGGCUCGACGCCGCUUCACUGUGCAGCCGAGGCCGGCAUCGCGGCAAAUAUCGACAUAUUAGCGUUCUGGGGAGCCAGCUACGAUGUCCGAGAUGUGAUGGGCUUUACGCCACUGCACAGAGCUAUCAUCAAAGGCCAUUUUGAAGCCGCGGAAGCUCUCUGGGGACAUAUGCCGAUAAAGGCUAAAAUGGGCGGAGUUGUGGAAACACGAAACUACUAUCACUUUGCGGCAUGGUACGGAAGGGACGACAUUCUCAAGUUGAUAUACAACGACGACGACAAAGUUCCGGGUAUCAAUGCCAAAGACACAAACGGGAGCGCGCCAAUACAUUUGGCAGUUGCAAGUAAUGCCGGUAAUGCUGUUCAUGUCAUUGAAACCAUGAUUGAGCUUAAGAGAAUCAACGACUUGAAGGACGAACGCUCGAAAAUGGAAGAUAUCGACCUAAUGGCGACGGAUAGGAGUGGGCAUACGGCUCUGGCCCUUGCCAUUGCGCUUUCGGUUGACGAAGUUAGGAUAAUUCUUGAGAAUGCGGGUCUCGGGCUGUGA
This is a messenger RNA of Scedosporium apiospermum, 3789 nucleotides long. RefSeq lists its product as uncharacterized. Bases 1 to 3789 code for a protein of 1262 amino acids. Gene Ontology annotation, molecular function: protein binding. NCBI's taxonomy places the organism in Eukaryota, Fungi, Ascomycota, Sordariomycetes, Microascales, Microascaceae. The transcript is spliced from 2 exons. The record is from RefSeq and is a predicted model, not a curated record.